Paramecium primaurelia is the source of this 845-nucleotide messenger RNA. The record is from the annotation of a GenBank genome assembly. NCBI's taxonomy places the organism in Eukaryota, Ciliophora, Oligohymenophorea, Peniculida, Parameciidae.
AUUUAUGGUUAGAUCAUUAGUCUUGCUCUCCUUGUUAAUAGUUAGCUAUACAAUGACAAUUAAAAUCAAUGGAUGCACUUGUGAAGAAGUGUUAAAGUAAGAAGAGUGUGAUAAUUAUCAUCCGGAUGGAAACAUAAAUUGUGAUUGGAAUGAAUAAAAAAAUACUUGUGAUUCAGAUCCAAAAGUGACUUGUUCUUUGAUAGAUGGACAAGAAUUGUGUAGAGCACAAUCUGUUUGUGGCUGGGUUGAAAAUAAAUGUGUUGAUUUCAAAUAAUGUUCUGAUUACAAAGAGACUGUGGAUUAAAAAUGCAACAAUAUAAAUCAUCAAUGCAUUGUAUUGGAAGAUGAUAAAUGUGGAAAAAAGAAACCUUUAGAAUGUGAAUCUCUUGCUAAUGAGGUUUGCAAAUCAACUUCAGAAAGUAUAUGUGUUUUAUAUGGCGAUCCUGCAAAAUGUAUCACAAUGAAAUCAUGUGACUAAGGUAGUUAUAAUGAAGAGUAAUGCAAAAGAAGUUUCGGAUCAUGUGUUUGGGACACAAAUAAAUGCAGAGAAAAAAAAUGUUCAGAUAUUUUAGUAAAGGAUUAAUGUAGAUUUUUUUCUUUAUCCUUAUAACCAUCAUAUGCAACAUUAUGUCAUUGGACAGCAGAAGGUAAAUGCAUUGAUGGAGAAGAUGAACAUUAUACAGCUGAAACCUGUUUUUCUGAAAGUGCUUAUUCAAAGGUUUGGAAAGAUAAUAAAUGCUAAUCUUGUGCAGAUUCUCCAGUUGAUAGUAAAGCCUUAUCAAUAAUCAUGAUUCUAUUUGCAAUAAUAAUGAUGUGAUAUCAUCAAUCAAACAUAUACAUAUUUA